AUGUCUGAAAAACUGGUUAGCAUGAUCAGCGCAGAAAACUAUGCUUACAUUGCUGUGAAAGGCUCACCUUUUGCUACCGACUGCGCUGUUUUUGGUCUGUCGCGUGAGGAAAUUGUUGCACUCACUAGACGCUUUCCAAACUCUGGCCAAAAUGUUAUCAACGGUGUAAUGAUCAAAGGUCCACCAGUUCCUGUUAUAAACGUUCUGGCGGAGCUCGGUUACAGGGUUGUAUGUAGUACCGGGGAAGCUGAAAUUGUUUGGACUCUACAAAGAGAGAUUUAGACAUUGACACUAACAAGCACUUAUAUACAUCAACCUUUUACAUGUUUAAUCAUGCACCACUUGCACAAUGAAUGUAUGUAAAACAAAGCCACUAGCCUUCUAGUUCCAAACAUCAUUUGUCAAGAGAAGUCAAUAUUUGCAAACGUUCGGGGUGGACCAAAACUGAAUCAGAGUAGUAUUUAUCAAGUUAUUUGAAGAAAAAAUCUCUUUCAUAAAAUGGAACUGUACUAUCUACUUACUGUUUCAUAGAGAUAGUAAUAAAUUUAUUUCCAAGUAAUGAUUAGCAGAUUAUUAUCAAACGAAUUGUAUUUUUUUAAAGUGACACGUAUCACAAAUGAAGAAAGUAGUUACCAUCUUGUAUAAAAUUUACAUCAAUGUUAUUAUAUUAUAGAAUAGAUCAACUAUCCUAGUGAAAGUUUGUAAUAAAUACCAGAAAAAUAUCAUUACUGGACUUUACAACGUAGAAUAAUAGAGAAAAAAUUUAAAACUUUGUUAAUAUUUCCAAUUCUAUACUCGAACUUUAUUUACACAUACUGUAUAGUAUACUUGUAUCUAUAUAUUACAGGCAAUUUUAUUAACUAAUCUAACGUGAUGUUGAUAUGUUUCUAUUAUUUAAAAUAUUCACUAUGAAAAAAACUAUGCAUAUUAUGAACCCGUGUAACGUAUGUGCAUUAAAACUUGUAAAACUGAACAUGGGCACAACGAUCAAUUUUUGUAUCAGGUCGAAAUAAUAGAUAUACGUUUUAACAAAAUGAAAUCUUGUCGUCGGUAGCAGAACCUUACGACAAAUCUAGACUCGCCAACCAUCCCAACGAUUAAACACAAGUGUCGUGUCUUUAAUGAUUGUCGAUUACCAAAAAUAAUACAUACUGUCUGCAAAUAAGUCAUAUUAUUUCGAUAAUAUUGCCAAUCAUAAUUGAUGACCUUAAUCAGAUAUUGCUGAAUCGCACUGGUUACUUGAGCCCCGCGAUACAAUGCUAUUUCUUACUGGCAAUGUAUGUGCUGUGUAGAAUUUGUAGUCCAUGUUGACAUGUCUCAUGUGAUUGAUAUUUAUAAAAUAUGAUUAUAAUUGUAUGUACACAAUAUGUGUAUAUUUUAUCGCGAUGUUAGAGUAGAAGCUUGAACUCCAAAUGUUCAAUUAAUAGAUAUCGUUCGAUGUCUUUAUUUGGACGCGGUUUUUGCUCUAUACUUAAAAUAUCCUCUCAUUCAAUACUCGACUAGAUACUUUCUGUGUCACAAACAAAUAGUAUUUUAUCAUAAGACAGUGCAUUGGAUUUAUUUUGAUAAUGGGAAACACAUUUAGUUUCAUUUCGAUUGUAAGGUGGAGGUUUUAUAAAUCUGUUACUCGAGCUGAUGUUUCUGCAUAUUAAUUUCGUUCGGCCUUUUAUUACUUGUAAACUGAAUUAUUGUGUAUUAUUAUCUGAGCUCCACAUUCCAGAAUUGUAUUUCCUGUAUACAUCGUUGAAUAUAAUUGAUAUAUGGAA
Molecule: messenger RNA, 1766 nt
Organism: Athalia rosae (coleseed sawfly)
Lineage: Eukaryota; Metazoa; Arthropoda; Insecta; Hymenoptera; Athaliidae
Exons: 2
Coding region: 1-282 (93 amino acids)
Biological process (GO): negative regulation of biosynthetic process
Source: RefSeq, a predicted model, not a curated record